This is a messenger RNA of Aspergillus alliaceus, 1445 nucleotides long. RefSeq names its product class I SAM-dependent methyltransferase. Bases 157 to 1140 code for a protein of 327 amino acids. The record is from RefSeq and is a predicted model, not a curated record. Lineage: Eukaryota; Fungi; Ascomycota; Eurotiomycetes; Eurotiales; Aspergillaceae. Gene Ontology annotation, molecular function: methyltransferase activity. The transcript is spliced from 3 exons.
GCUAGUUACCGGCGGACUACUCCCACAUAAAUAAUAAAGACAAAUUCCCGAGAUGUAACCUGAUGGUCAUGCUUGCCGCCUGACAUAUAUAUAGCCUCUUGCACGUAGGGUGGGGUCUUUUUGUUUCAACCUUCCUCUACCCUUAACCUCGAUUCCAUGGAAGGAUUUAUCGACAUGGCAAGUGGCAAGGAAGUGAUCGAAGUCGACUCCGGAGACGAUUACGGCUCCAAUUAUGUGGCGACCGAUUCAGAAGUAACAUCACUUCGGAGCAGCAUCGCCGACUACAUUUACGAGAACGGUCGACGAUACCACGCCUACCAUGCGGGAUCCUAUUGGGGAUCUAACGACGACAAGUCCAUUGACGCAAUGGAGAUCUGCCAUCAUCUAUAUAGGUUGCUAUUAGAUGACCGGUUAUACCUCUCUCCGAUCAUGAAUCCCAAGCGGGUUCUGGAUAUCGGAACAGGAACUGGGUCCUGGGCCAUCGAAUUUGCCGACGUUCAUCCCGAAGCCACUGUCAUUGGGACGGACCUUUCCCCGAUCCAGCCAAAUUUUGUCCCUCCCAACGUACAUUUCGAGGUCGAUGAUUGUUGCGAUGAGUGGCUGUACAAAACCCCAUUUGACUUUAUCCAUGUGCGCGGGUUAUAUGGUUGUGUGGCGGAUUGGGGGAGAUUCUAUCAGCAAGCUCUGAAACACCUUCACCCCGGAGGAUAUCUGGAACAGAUCGAAAUGAGCGUUACCCCGAUCUCGGAUGAUGGAAGCACCGAAGGCACGGUAUACAAAACAUGGGGUGAAAAGAGUCUCGAAGCUGGUGAUAAAUUCGGCAAAACAUUGCGAAUCGUCCAUGAGUCCAAGCAGCGAAUGAUUGAUGCUGGCUUUGUUGACGUUUUUGAACGGCGUUUUAAGCUGCCCAUUGGCCCCUGGCCCAAAGACCCGCAUCUUAAGAACCUGGGUCGGUACUUUCGACUCGUUGUCAAGGAGAGCCUGGAGAUGUGGGCAAUGAUGCUGUGGACCAAGGUUCUUGGAUGGUCAAGAGAAGAGGUUGAAGUUAUUUUUGCAAAGAUGCGAGAAGCGCUAAGUAAUCCAAGCGUUCACGCAUACGUCGAGGUAUCGCUGGUUUACGGGCAAAAACCAGACAUUUAGCCACUAUACAUGACCAAAUUAAACUGCUAUGACGAACGUAUUGACCUUAUGAUAUAUAUGCUUAAAUGUCAAAAGGAAGUCUCUCCUUCCCAUGUUGCAGACAAAGGCACAGAGACUCUGUAGUGAUGGCUGCCUUGCUGGGCUGCGCGCUAUUUCACGUCUGCAGUACUGUUUUGUGAGCACUGUCAGAAUGUCGCUUACAGUCCGCCAGGCGAGUAAAUGUCUCUCCACAAGCUUACGUCGCCAGACAGACUGGGGCUGAGCUCCGGGGAAGGUUGGGCGCUGUUAAAGUAGAUCCCAUUGUU